Chiloscyllium plagiosum (whitespotted bambooshark) is the source of this 889-nucleotide messenger RNA. NCBI's taxonomy places the organism in Eukaryota, Metazoa, Chordata, Chondrichthyes, Orectolobiformes, Hemiscylliidae. The record is from RefSeq and is a predicted model, not a curated record.
AUCAUUUUGGAUGAAGAACCUUCGCAAUGCAGAGGAGGCCAUUCUGCUCAACCUGUCUGCACUGGCUAUUAUUGUGAACAUUAUUACAAAAAAUAGGAGUAGGAAUAGGCCAAUCAGCCCGUCUAAUCUAGUCUGUUAUUCGAUAGGGUCAUAGCUGUUUUGACAUUCCUAAUCUUCAUUUAGCUAGCUUUUCCCUAUCCCCAUGAUUCCUCUGAUCAAGACCUUCCUAUUGCAACCUUAAGUAUAAUCAAGUACUGUGCCCCUACAGUUUUCUGUGGCAAGGAAUUCCAAAGACAGUCAAUUGACUGAGAGAAUAAAUUCUUAAAUUGGCAUCCUGGUGGAAAUAAGGAACAGUAAGGAAAAUAGUCACCGUUGGCUCUGGAAGAGUUGCGUCACUGAAAGGCAAAGUAUUCAUGGAAUAUUAAAAUAUUAGUAAAGCAUUAAAGAAAUAAUGGAGGCAACUAUGAAAGGCACCACAAAUGUGUGUUAUUUUAAUCUGCAUAUUUACUGGACAAAUCAGAUGGGCAAGGAUAACUGGAAGUUAUCUGAAAUGGAGGCGGAGGAGGUGUUGGUGGACCAUGUUCAUGAAGUACCAAGUCACUACAAGGUGGUACUGGACAGACUCAAUGAACAGCGUCAGCAGGAACAAUUUACCGACAUCACUCUCAUUGUGGAUGGCCACCAUUUCAAGGCCCACAAAGCUGUCCUUGCUGCCUGUAGCCAGUUCUUCUGUCGAUUUUUCCAGGAUUUCAGGGAGGAGCCCUUGGUUGAGAUUGAAGGUGAGUUAUCAUAGCUACAACAACUUCUUCACAGAGAUCAGCUGACUUGGUCUUUCGUAUUAUCUCCUGCUUGGAUAUCCAUGAAUCCAACAGGGUCUACCAGUUCAAAG